AUGCACACCACGGCCGCCACCAGUCCGUCCCUGCGUGCCCCCCCUCGGGCACGCCAUGCCUCCUUGGGAUUCCCGUCAAUCCGACAUCCUGUGCCCUCCCACGUGCCACCACCUACUCACUGCCACCUGAAUUCCACUCCGCUAACGACACGUGUCGCUCCCGCCGUUCACAGGCGGGGGCUCAAGGAGCGCGACACGUUAUUUCGGGAAUGGCGCGUGAGUGCUGGCGGCGUUCCUGCCUUGCGGUCGCUCGAUCCUUCUCCCGUGAUUCGCGCUGCUGAGCUGGCACGUGUGCGUGUAACGGGAGGCUGGAGAACGCACGCGGUGAGGGAGCCGGCAAUUGCGGGGGAGAGAAGAGGAGGGAGCAGCGAAGGCGAGGAGGAGGAGGAGACAGAGCAUGGGGAGUUACGCGGAGAUCCCGAUGGGCUGGCGGCGCGCGGCGAAGGGGAUGGCGCGGGAGGGGGAAAUGGGGAUGCGGAGGAUGGUGGAGAGACGUUGGAGGAUGUGGUGGGGGAUAUGCUGCCACGAUGGUUGCUGGACAGGGCGUGCGAGUUAGGGUUUGAGCGCCCCACGCAGACCCAAAGGCAGGCCCUGCCGGUGCUGCUCAGCGGCCACGACGCCAUCCUUCACGCACAGACGGGGUCAGGCAAGACGGUGGCAUUUCUGCUGCCGCUACUGGCAAGCAUCGACCCCUCACGCAGAGCGCUGCAGGCCAUGGUGCUGCUGCCAACGCGCGAGCUCGCCAUGCAGGUGCGAUGCCAUGCAGGUGCCAUGCCAUGCAGGUGCGAUGCCAUGCAGGUGCGAUGCGCACGUGGCAGUGAGGAUAAGGGUUCCAAAGGCAUCUCAGAAGUUCUCCCUCCCCCUUUCUUUUCGAAUCACCGCCUGCCUCCUAUACCCCCCUUCCUUGUCUACUCUCAGGUGGGGCGGCUGGCGCGCAGGCUGGGGGUGGUGAAAGGGCGAGCGGAGGGGGAGGCGGACGGGGGUGAUGGCGAAGGGGAGGAGGGGGUGGAUGGGGGAAGUGGUGAGGGAGAGAUGGAGGGGAGAGGGGUGGAGGAGCAGCUGGGGCGGAGAGGGAAGAAGGAGCAGAUGGGGAGGCAUAGGGGGGAGAAAAAGGGCGGGGAUUGGAAAGGGGCGAGUGGAAGGCGAGGAGGCAAGGGGGGCCGAGAGAGGGUGGGUGUGAUGGUGGUGGGUGGAGAUGGUGAGUCCAACAAGCCAACGAGGAGACAAAGUAUCUGGCUCAAGGCGGAGCCCCCCCACGUGCUGGUGGGCACGCCGGACGCCAUUCUGGCCCUGCACCGCCGCCACCCACUCGCGUUGCACUCCCUGCGCUUCCUCGUUGUCGAUGAGGUGGAUGCAGUAUCUGUGUCCUCCAAGCUCUCCGGAUCCCAGUCCCUCCACAAGCUCAUCUCGCUCUGCCCGCCGCCCCGCCAGCACUCACUCACACAACAAGCAACGGCCGGUGGUGCCGAGAGGAAGGGGGAUCGGAAGGGCAGUGGAGGGGAGAGACAGACAGUGCUGGCGACGGCUACGGUGCCGCAGGCAAAGAGAUUCAUACGCGAUGUUAUUCACUGCAAGUGGGUCAACGAGGCGGUGGUGUAUCUGCAUGUGCACUCCACCAUGCCAGCAGGCCUCAUCCAUCGAUACGCCACGUGCUCUUCCCCUUCCAAGAAGCUUCCUCUGCUAUUGGCCCUGCUACAGGCCGACCGUCCCACUGCUGCCAUGGUGUUUGUCCGGCAACUGAGUGACAAGGAGCGCGGUGCAGGCAAGGAGAGUCCGUGCCGUGUCGCUGCGUCCUUCCUCUCCUCUCACCUUGCUGCCACUGCCAACCAGCCUUUCACCAACGGCGCUUCUGUUGAAGAUGGCGCCAAGGUGGAGGAGGACGACAAGGAGGUUACCACAUCAGGUCAUGGCACACACGCUGCGAGUGUGCGAGGGCAUGGCAGCAGUGGUGGGGAGCAUCUGGUGUGGUGUUUGGAGGCAGAAGGCAAUGUGCAUGCUCGCACCAACGCCCUAGAGGAGUUCCGGUCGUCGCCAGCUCCUCAUCGCGUCAUGGUAACCACCGACUUUGCAUCGCGGGGCCUUGAUAUCCCUGCCAUCUCGCACGUGUACAGCGUCGACCUGCCUGUGGACACUGUGGUUUACACGCACCGCGCUGGCCGUACAGGAAGGGACCCGUUUGGUGGACAAGGGGGGGUUGUGACAUCACUAGUAGGGAAGUCGGAAGUGUUUGUGGUUGAACAGAUUGCCAAUGAGCUGAACCUUUGCUUUGAUGUGGUACGUGAUUCUUGA
Molecule: messenger RNA, 2289 nt
Organism: Closterium sp. Naga37s-1
Lineage: Eukaryota; Viridiplantae; Streptophyta; Zygnematophyceae; Desmidiales; Closteriaceae
Source: the annotation of a GenBank genome assembly